UCUAAGGUGAUGGUGGUAUGAGAAAUUCGCCGAGGCCUUAACACAGAUUUUCCACAAAACACGGUGAAAUACUCUCCUAACGAUUCUUUUCAAACGUUCAUUGUUGAUCUCCAUGUUUUCGCUUGUUUGUGAAUUCAGGUGCGGUUAUUGCUAUGAACUGUCUUUAACCGCGACUCCGCGACGGCAGGGAAACCGGAUCCGGACGUAGGUGUGAAGAGGUUAGGUUCCCUCUGUAGUUUUUGUCCUGCACUUUAUGAUCCAAUGUGCUAGGUGCAUGAUAAGAAAUUGAUGAUUUAUUUCGAACGAUUGACUUGCAGUUGAUGUGGAAAAUUUGCUGCCACUGCUGUCUGCUUGUUUUGAUUGGUAGACCUUCCUUGCUACCAUACCAUACCAUACUGACCAUACUAUCGUGAUGGUUUGGCGGUGUUGGUGUACUGACCAUGUUAUCCAAUUCUGAAGGAUCAUAGACUUUUCAUCAAAGAAGUACACCUUAAUUUAAGACAUAGAACGUACAGAAGAAACUAUAAUGAUGCGGGGUCAAUUUCCUUUCUCAACCAACAAACCAUUUGAUGUCAGUGAAACACCUACAAAACUGCAACAUUUAUGUCGAAUGUGUGCAGCAACAUGCAAAGAACCGGUUUCAUUAUAUGGUCCUGAAGGAGUGGCACAUGAACUUGCUGUUAAAUUCUCUAGUUACUUACCCAUCAAGGUGGCAGAAACAGAUACCCUUCCACUGCAGCUUUGCUAUGAUUGCACAAAUUUACUCAUUCAAUGGGAUGCUGCAGUUCUUGUGGCUAUUGCUGCAGACAAAAAACUAAGAGCCUUGCAGUGGCGAGAACAGUUUGAAAGACAGAGAGCUGGGGAAAAUAUGAAGGGAUCGAACACUGAAGAGUCGCUGUCCUGUUCACUUUGCCCAAAAAGUGGUAUGGUGUUCAGAGGAUUAAUUGAGCAUUUGAAAACCCACGAAAGGCCCCCUUCUCUUUCAAAUGACAACAAUAAUGCUGAUUGCAACAAAAUUCCAAGAGAAUCACAACUUCCUGAAACAAUUGUGCCCAAUUUAGCUGGAGAUACUAGUCUUGAUGCUGAUGAGCAUAAUGAUUCCUCGGAAUCAUUCGUUUUCAAGAGGAUUUUACGGCCCAAACAAAAGAAAUCCAGAACAAGUGGUCAAUCUUCAAGCGAAACAAAUACUUCAAAAGUGCGGCUGAGAUCAAAAAGGAAAAGUUCAGGGAAACAGGAUGAAAUUUUUUCUGAAAGUUCUGAGGAUGGUUCAGACGAUGGUGUUGUUACUUCGUCAACCAGUGGUGGAUUCAAUUUACUUAGUGCACCAUCAUCAUCCCUGCGUACUUUUUCCAAUUCAGAUCAAAAUUUGAAGGUGAAAAAUGUGCCAAAAGAUUCAGAUCCAACACCUUUCAAACCUAAAGUGCGAAUAAUUUCUGCAGAAAGUAUUAAUCAAUCAUUAGAAGAGCGUGCAAAGGCCAACCAGACUGCAAAGAGUCCAGAAUCUCAGAAUUCCUCCAUUGUUAAGACUGCACAACCACCCAUGCAAUCAGUUCUCAAACCAUUGACUCUAGCUUCUGCCUCACAAAAGACAAUUGUUUUACCAGGUGGUGUGUUCAAAGUAGAUAGUAAUAAGACUCCAACUAAGAUUUUGAAACUACCAGAUGGAAGAUUUGUCAGGUUGCUAGAGACCAAAGUCCCUAUAGCUGGUGGGAAGUUUGUGUAUGCUCCUCCACGCAAUUUACCCUCAUCUGUAUUGAGUCGAAUUGCACAACCCCAGGAUAAAGAAAAAACACCUCUUGCUCAGCCUUCCCCUCCUGUUAACCAAGAGAUUGCUCCUGUUAACAUAGCUCCUGCUCCAGAAAUUAAUAGUAGUUCGAAUGAAAGUUCUAAAGACCUCAGAAAAACAGUCAUGUUGAGUGAUUCCAAAAUCAUUACCUUUAACCACCAACCUGGACCAAAAAAUAGCGGAAGUCGCUACAUCUGUGUAUUUUGUGGGAAGCGUAAUUUAACACAAGACUGUUUGGAACAACAUGCACGAUCUCAUUCUAAAGAUCAGGUAGUUAAUGUAUCCGUACCUUCUGAGCAAAAUGAUUAACAUUUCUUCAGCUUUCUUUUUUCAUUUUAAAUAGAUACAUUGUAAUGAAAUAAACACGUUGUACGUCGGCUGUAAGUUUUAUGUUCUGAAAUGAUUUGUUUUAAGGCAUUCUAGACCUGCAUAUUUGUAAUACGGCUAUUGUAUUUGAUUUUUCUUUUCUUGUCAUUGAACUUAUGAAACAAGUGAUAUUUUAUGUAAUUCAAUACUUCAAUUUACUUAGUGUUUCACUUUUAAAAUUGGUGAAAAUAAGUUCUUUUUAUGAAAUAAAAAUAAUCAAUGAAAUGUUCAAAUUAAAA
Frankliniella occidentalis (western flower thrips) is the source of this 2391-nucleotide messenger RNA. RefSeq lists its product as uncharacterized. Gene Ontology annotation, molecular function: zinc ion binding. The record is from RefSeq and is a predicted model, not a curated record. The coding region runs from base 527 to 2095 and encodes 522 amino acids. The transcript is spliced from 6 exons. NCBI's taxonomy places the organism in Eukaryota, Metazoa, Arthropoda, Insecta, Thysanoptera, Thripidae. Gene Ontology annotation, cellular component: nucleus.